This is a messenger RNA of Anneissia japonica, 2100 nucleotides long. Its product is annotated as proton-coupled folate transporter-like. Bases 27 to 1412 code for a protein of 461 amino acids. Gene Ontology annotation, cellular component: plasma membrane. Lineage: Eukaryota; Metazoa; Echinodermata; Crinoidea; Comatulida; Comatulidae. The transcript is spliced from 5 exons. The record is from RefSeq and is a predicted model, not a curated record. Gene Ontology annotation, biological process: transmembrane transport. Gene Ontology annotation, molecular function: transmembrane transporter activity.
ACAGCUUAACCGAAAGCAUUAAAAUCAUGCCUUUUUUGUUCGACUUCUGUCGUGGAGCUCCUGUAGAAAUCACUGUACUUAUAGCUUAUUUAGCUAUUUCACUUCUCUCCAUACAAGGAGUGGUUUUCACAGAGUAUGUAGUUUUGUUGGAACUAAAUUCAACAUCUGAGGAUGUAGACCCAUAUUACACUCAGGUAUUAGUGGCAAAUUGGACCACAAUUUUUCUUGUGUGUCAGUCUCUGCCAGCAAUAUUUAUUAUGCUGUACGUGUUAACAUGGAGCGACCGCUUCGGCAGGAAAUUCACAAUGAUUCUUCCAACUAUAGGAUUGCUAGGGGCAUCCAUCAGUUUUACUAUCGUGUACGUAUACGGACUACAGAUCGAGUACCUUCUUAUCGGUUACCUUUCAAUUGGUUUGACGGGAAACACCAUUUUGCACCGAUCUGGUGCCGGUUCCUAUAUUAGUGAUACAUGUACCCAUUCAAAUCUAACACUUCGAAUGACGAUACUUCUUGGUAUCAAUUACCUUGGAAUUGCUCUAGGACAGUUAUGUUUUUCCGUAUGGAUAGAUACCACCGGAUUUCUACAGCCUUUCAUAUUCAUGACAGCUUUACUGGCUUUUUCUAUUUUUUACACCGCAUGUUUGAUGGAGGAAUCUAUAGAUCCUAGGCAAGUGCAGCAGGAGUUUUCUUUCAAAGAUGUUGUAGCCGACAUAAUUAAUGUUAUAAUGAGCAAUAGAAACAAUCGUCGCAAAUUAAUGUUGUUGCUCAUGAGUGCUCGUGUUGUAAACUCAGUCAUGAUAAAUGCCUUUUUCUAUGGGAUACAACUGUACGCUAUCGGUCCGCCUUUGUACAUGUCUACAAGCGCCGCCGGUUAUUAUACCUUCGCAUUCCUUCUAUCAAAUGCAGUGGGAAUGCUGUUUAUCACCAAAGCAUUGCAGAAGUAUAUCCACAUAAGCGACUACGCUCUCAUCUACCUGGGGUCGUUUUCAGCUAUGACGUCAUUGCUGGUCAUCGCUGUCGCUUCCUCUGUCACUAUUGUAUACUUGUCCGUGCCAUUGACUGCCAUGGCUGCCCUACCGAAAGCAAUCAUAGAAGCUCAACUUCCAAAGCUGGUGGAGAAGAACGAGAGAGGAGCUAUAUUCGCUCAGUCUGGUGUUUUGGACAACCUCGGGUUCCUACUAGGACCUGUUUGGAUUGGCGUCACAUACUCAGCUACCGUAGAAACUAUUCCAGGUCUUAUUUUCUACAUAAUGUGUGCAGGAGCUCUAGUUACAAUGCUUCUUAUAGUAUAUAUUCAACUGAAAUUUGGAUCUGUUGAAGAAAUGCUGGCCAGGUCAUCCAAAACUGAAGAGGAGUAUAUCAGCGCUAGUGAAGAAACCUAUCUUUUAUCGACAUCAUCGAUCGGCCUAUAGGGCUAAUAAAAGAUUAACAACUGAGUAAAAAAGAAUUGAUGCAAUUAACGAGGGAGUGAUAUUACAUGAUGCUUCAGGGGUGGAUUUAGGGGGAUACCGGGCCGGCCGCGGCCUCCCCCACCCGCUCAUUAAUAUUAAUUUUCUUUUUUUUUUUUUUGGAAAGUUAAAAAAAAAAAAAAAGAAAGAAAGAAAAAGAAAUAAUUUCUCACCCAAAAUGCCUCAGAGGUUAUUUUCAGGGUCUAGAAAACAACAACAAAAUUCGCCAGGACAGGCCCCAGGCCCCUAGGAUAGUGUUGUCUCGAUUGGAAACACAUUCUCCCCCCAACCCCUUUCCGGAUGUCUCUGGCUCUGCCCCUGUGCUUCAGAAAGAGUUAUAUGCAAUGACAGUAAAUCCAUAAUUGACGUCAGUGCCUUUUUAACAUAGGUAUAAUGGACACAUUAGAUAUGAAACCACCUGCUACAAAUAAGAGGAAAGAUAUAAUAGGCCAAUUUUAGUACUCAUGAUGUCUACAAGAUUUAACACAACAUUAACAGUGACUGAUACCAUAUUAAUGUGUGGGAAAGGAUUUGCAUUCAGGGGUGGGGCUGAUGGGCAUUCCCAGAAAACUGGAAGCCAUCAAAGAACUCCCUUGCCUGCAAUUCAAUAUUCUCGGUCUUAUAGAUAAUAAAAAUAACGACAAUUAUAAUG